Messenger RNA from Oldenlandia corymbosa var. corymbosa, 1479 nucleotides. NCBI's taxonomy places the organism in Eukaryota, Viridiplantae, Streptophyta, Magnoliopsida, Gentianales, Rubiaceae. The record is from the annotation of a GenBank genome assembly.
AUGAAGAUGGAGUUUGUUUUUCUGAAGAAGAAUCGAAAAGUACCCAUCCUAAUCACAGCCGUAACCACAUUAUUAAUCGUUGUUUCCAUUAUUGGAGGACCAUCAUCAAUCUACAACUCCCCUUUACUUAGAACUAGAAGCUACCCAUCAUCUACUACAACAUUACAUUUAAAUACUACUACUAGUAGCGAAGAAUCAGCCGCCGCGCCAGCUCCGUCCAGCCGCGGCGUGUUGGCCGAGGAGGAGGAGGACUACAAGUCGUGUGACAUCUUCGCCGGAGAAUGGGUUCGGAACCCGGAUGCGCCGUAUUACACGAAUGCCACGUGUUGGGCGAUUCAUGAGCAUCAGAACUGCAUGAAGUACGGGAGGCCGGACGAUGGUUUCAUGAAGUGGAGGUGGAAGCCGGACGGCUGUGAAUUACCCAUCUUCAAUCCCAAGGAGUUCUUGGAGUUGAUGACGGAGAAAUAUAUGGCUUUUGUGGGUGAUUCCAUUGCAAGAAACCAGUUUCAAUCCUUGAUCUGCCUCUUAUCUCGGGUGGAAUAUCCAAUUGACAUUUCAGCAGACGAUAGCGUAGAUUUCAAGCGUUUCAAAUACCCGUCUAACAACUUCACCCUGGCCGUAUUCUUCACAUCAUUCCUGGUCAAAUCAGAACAAGUGGGUGAUAAAAAUCUCUUCCACCUCUACCUUGAUGAAUUUGACGAGAAAUGGACAACCAAGAUCCACGAGUUUGAUUACGUGAUCAUCAGCGCCGGCCAAUGGUUUCCCCGGCCGAGCAUUUACUACGAGAAUAACCAGCUUCUUGGUUGCCGGUUUUGUCAAAUGCAGAAUAUCUCCGAGUUUCCUAUGGUUUACGCCUACCGGAAGGCGUGGCGAACCGCCUUUAAGGCCAUCCAAAGGAUUAAAAACAGGAAGAGUGUGACAUUCCUUAGGACUGUUGCGCCUUCUCAUUUCGAAGGCGGCGAAUGGAACCAAGGUGGAAAUUGUUUAAGAAAGAAGCCGUUUAGUAGAAAUGAGACUAGUUUGGAGGGUUCCCAAUUGGAGCUUUAUUCGACUCAAUUGGAGGAAUUCAGGGCUGCGGAAAGGGAAGGGGAAAAAGAAGGGUUGAGAUUUAGGUUGCUUGAUGUAACUAGAGCUAUGUUGUUGAGACCAGAUGGGCAUCCGAGUAGAUAUGGCCAUUUGCCUAAUGAUAAUGUGACAUUGUACAAUGAUUGUGUACACUGGUGCUUGCCUGGACCUAUUGAUUCUUGGAGUGAUUUCUUGCUUCAAUUGUUGAAGAUGGAAGAGAGGAGAUCAUAUGAGGAGAACACCAAGGAGAGAAGAUGAAGUGAACAUCCCGUAACCAUGUUGUAUUAUUCCUUAUGUGUUACUCCGUCUCGAAAUUAUUAUCUAAUUUGUGAAUGCACAAACUAAACAAUAAUUUUAGGACAUGAAGAAUAAUUUUUUUAAUACAAUGAACGAUGGUAAAAUAUUCUAACCACG